This is a messenger RNA of Coregonus clupeaformis (lake whitefish), 975 nucleotides long. Its product is annotated as pejvakin. NCBI's taxonomy places the organism in Eukaryota, Metazoa, Chordata, Actinopteri, Salmoniformes, Salmonidae. Gene Ontology annotation, cellular component: cytoplasm. The coding region runs from base 1 to 975 and encodes 324 amino acids. The transcript has 5 exons. The record is from RefSeq and is a predicted model, not a curated record. Gene Ontology annotation, biological process: programmed cell death.
AUGUUCGCUGCGGCGACUAAGAACUUUGUGAAGCAGGUGGGAGACACAGGUCGGCUGAUCCCCGUACCGAGCCUGAGUGAGGCUGACCGCUACCAACCCCUCAGCCUGGUCACCAGGAAGAGGAAAAGACACUUCUGGAAGAAAACCAAGUACGCCUCAACCCCCUUCUCCCUGAAAGACAUCCUGGUGGGGGAGAAGGAGAUCACUGCUGGGGUGUCGUCGUACCAGCUCCUGAACUAUGAGGACAAGUCUGACGUGGCCCUGAACGGCAGGUUAGGGAACCACCUGAUGAACGACGUGGGGUUCAACAUCAGUGGUUCAGACUCUGUGGCCGUCAAAGCCUCCUUUGGGAUCGUCACCAAACACGAGGUGGAGGUCCCAACUCUACUCAGGGAACUCAACUCCAGGAAAGUGGAUCUGGAUCACUGUUUGAUUCGUCAGUCCAAAGAAAGUGGGCGGAGCGUUCUCUGCGUUGUCAUGGAGAGCAUCCGCACGACGCGUCAGUGUUCUCUCACUGUCCACGCAGGCAUGAGACGGACGACUAUGAGGUUUCAGAUUGAUGAUGGUCGAAACCCCAAAGGUCGAGACAAGGCCAUAGUGAUCCCAGCUCACACCACCAUCGCAUUUAGCAUCUUUGAACUGUUUGUUCGAUUGGAUGGACGACUUGACGACAGGACGUUUGAGGAGCUCACCCACACCCACUCAGACACCUACAUGGACGACGUAGUGACAGACUACUACGAAAAGGCAGCCAGCAUGACGGACGUCUCCACCACCUACCUGAGAGGGGACUCCCACUCCCGCGUCAACCUCCUCAACCACAACAUCCCCAAGGGCCCCUGUGCCCUGUGUGGCCGGGGCCAGACGCCGAGGGAGACGGUCUACGGCUGUCUGGAGUGCUCCUCCGGCGGGCACAAGUACGUCAGGCUACACGUGGUGCCCUGCUUCGACCUGUGGCACAAGACACUCAGGUGA